AUCUAUUUUGAAUUGCGUGACACUAAAAACAAGCAUUGUUUGCCGUAACCCUGAGGGGAAGGCCGACGGCGCACAAUAAAGUACUCCCAGACCUCUUUUUGUAUGCACACGCUGCAUGAGGUGCUUUUUAGAACCCUCGUGUUGAGCAAAUCAUUCUGUUGAAGAUUUUGUAGGCACAAGACCAGAUAAGCGUUUUGAAACAUUUUCGAAAUUGAAAUUAUGCAAAUCACUGUACUAGCAGUCCGUGGGCCCACCCCGCAGAUGUACAUUUCCACGUGAUGUGGUCCUGGCUCAUCGUACUACAUGUUUAUUUCGCUGCAUCAAGACGUUGGAACUUGCGAUAAUAAUGCGAGCUUGGGUGGGUUGCGUUUAAAGCCAAUGUUCCUUGGAUCUCGGAACGCUGAUUAUGUAGCAUCGACGCGGUGAAAUCAAGCUGAAAAUCGACAACGAGAAGGUAUAAAUCGGACAAACUGGAAGAUUUCGCUUGUGAAACCUGGAAACGAGUUCGAGUCUAUGGAAAUGGGGCGACCGCUUACACUAUCAUACGUCUGUUAGUAGUCAAACUGCAAUCAAGACAGGAGGAGCUUAAACUGGGCAAGGGGACUCACAAUAUGCAUCGCAAGUUGAAAUAUGUUAUAGUGCAGUUACAAUGGAAAACGUUGUCUUUGACAAGAAGGCAACUUCAUCUUAUUGGAGUAAUAGCGUGCUCGUUGAUAACCACAUUAGUCACUUGUCUCGUCUUCACGCCUUCGUUCUCUAUUGCACCUCCUACGUUUUCCAACAAUUUUAUUCCUCACCACGAUUGUAAAUCUUGGAAAGCAUCUCCCCAGCACAAAACUUCUUUGAUAACCAGGACUACUUGUGUAGGAAAGUAUUUCCUUCUUAUCCUGGUCUCGUCUGCACCGGCAAAUUUUGAAAGGAGAAAAUUAGUUCGUCAAACUUGGGGCACUGCCAACAAUCUGACUGCACCUCAGUGGAAGACGUACUUUCUCCUUGGUCAAACAGGGAAUCAAACAGAAUCAGAUUUGCUUAAAAAAGAAAAUAGCGUCUAUGGUGACAUGAUUCGUGCGGAUUAUCCUGAACAUUACUGGAACCAGAGUUUGAAGAUACAGAUGGCCAUCGAAUGGGCAGCCAGAUAUUGUAAUUUUUCUUACCUUCUCAAAGCAGACGAUGAUGUACUGGUUAAAACCAAAGAUUUGAUUAAAUUAUUGCAAAGAAACUCUACGCCGAAACGAGGCCUUUACAUGGGCAAACUUCACCCCACAGACAAAGUGCCUCGAACUGGCAAAUGGAGUGUCCCGUAUGAAGAGUACAGUGGAACACACUAUCCGGAUUUUUGUACAGGUGCGGGCUUUGUUAUGUCAUACGAUGUUGUCGAGUGCCUGGUUCCUUUAUUUGAUGUGAUUAAGCCGUAUAGAAUGGACGAUGUUUAUGUGGGAAUGCUUGCAAACAGAACUGGUGUGAAAGCAGUGGAUCACACCGGGUUCUAUGUACAUUGGGAUAUAACAGUUUGUAACUUUCUGCCACACGUUCUCGUGCAGCAUCGAGCUACUGGACAAUGCUUAAUCAAACUAUUACGAAUGCACUCUAACGGUCGUUUUUACUAUAGAAUGUCUGGUUCUUUCUUGUAAUGAAGAGAGGGUAAGAGAGAAAGGCCCUAUAGUCCAUUGCAAAAACGUGAGAGGACUGGGACGAGUUUCUUAUAUUGAUUAGAAAUCUAAUAUUUCAACUGAAAUAAAACGUUUUCUAACUGAAAAGCUACCCAGUCAAGUUUGAGAGUUUUCAGCGGAACAUUUUCCAAAUGGGAGCCAUGCAAACGUUACAAAAUUCCAUACAAACCGUUAAAAUUUUGUGGCCUGUCUACCCAAUCCAUACAAACUCUCUAUUUUAGGUGAUAUUUGAAGAGCCGUCAUUUUGCCAUUUUCCUCCUUUAAAUACUUCUAUUCUUGCUUAAGACUCUCAAAUUUAAUUGAUCUUUCAUUUGAAUAUCUUAGUUUUUCAAACAAACGGAAAACAACCAUACUCUUUCCCAGUCCUCUCACGUUUUUGCAAUGGGCUACGUGAGCCUUAGAAAAUUCCCAAGGUAAUCCCUCACGUUAUGUUUAGAUCACUCCUGAUCGUUUGGAAAUCCCGGACUUUAAGUAAGUAGUAAUAAUAACACCAGUUAUAAUUUAUGUGAAGUCGUGGCACAGGGAGUGGUUGCUCGAAAAAUGAAAACUACUAAAGUACAAAAAGAAUUUGAAUACAUAUUAUAAUACUAACGACUACAUUGAAUCAAUUUCGGUAUAAAAAAUAAAUAGAUAAAUAGAUGAAUAGAUAAAUAGGUAAACAAUUGAGUAGAUAAAUAGAUGAAUGGAUAAAUAGAUGAAUAGGUAAAUAGGUACAAAGACGAAUAGAUAAAUAGUUGAAUAAAUAAAUAGACGCAUAGAAAGGUAAGUAGAUAAAUGGUUUAUUAGAUAAAUAGGCAAAUAGUUAAAUAGAUAAUUAGGUAAAUAGACUAAUAGAUGAUGAAAAUUGCCAACCCUUUGAAGCACAUUUACUCUCGUGAACAGCCCAAUCGACUUUACAUGCAUUUUCAUCCUCCACGACAACAUCCACGCAACGUGAGUUGUCACAGUAUACACGGAAGAACUGGGUACCAUAUCUAAAAAUAACGUGAGAAGGAUUAUUUUAGGCAUAAGGCAGAUAUGGGAAUUAUCUCUCUUACCCUUCAUCCUCUCUUGCUUUUAAAAUAUUAUUUUUGCCGUUUAUUUUCCAGAGGUAAAUAUAAGAACCUAAGCACGUAUUCUGAUUGGCGAUGAAGCCGGCUGGUAUGCUGACCUCGCAAAGAAUGAAUUGGCCACCCGACGCUACUAUCACCCUCUUGUCCCUUAUUGUAUUUAUCAAGGCUCCAUUUGAAGAAAUCUUUUUAAUUCUGUCUUUGACUAAAGUGAUGCAUCAUUGAAUGAAUGAAUGAAUGAAUGUGAGUGAGAAUGUAUGUGACUGAGAACGUUAAAUCUGUGCUAUAAUUUAAGGCUGUCAAUCUGCAGGACCGGGUGGUUCAAAGCCCGAUUGAGCUAACCCAGGAUUACCAAGAAUUUAGAUAACUUUUUGGUAAGGUUUUCUGUUCAUAUUGUUUCGAUAAUCUCGAACUACAUAAAACAUUGUACAUAAAAAAAAACUAUUUCUAUACAAGAAAAAUUAAUAUAAUACUGCGAUUAACGUGUAGCCCUGGGUUGGCGUUAACCGCCUUUAGAACAACUCGGCUCUGUUGCCCAAUCGUUAUUGUGGAUUCAAUCUCUAGGGAAGCAGUUGACAUAGUUACGUUGUUGCUAUAUGUUCUAGUUAACUCGUUACUGAGGUCUAAAAUGAA
Molecule: messenger RNA, 3352 nt
Organism: Orbicella faveolata
Lineage: Eukaryota; Metazoa; Cnidaria; Anthozoa; Scleractinia; Merulinidae
Product: beta-1,3-galactosyltransferase 5-like
Biological process (GO): protein O-linked glycosylation
Cellular component (GO): Golgi membrane
Molecular function (GO): hexosyltransferase activity
Source: RefSeq, a predicted model, not a curated record